This is a messenger RNA of Gastrolobium bilobum, 2300 nucleotides long. RefSeq lists its product as uncharacterized. The record is from RefSeq and is a predicted model, not a curated record. Gene Ontology annotation, cellular component: SAGA complex. The transcript is spliced from 2 exons. Gene Ontology annotation, biological process: regulation of transcription by RNA polymerase II. Lineage: Eukaryota; Viridiplantae; Streptophyta; Magnoliopsida; Fabales; Fabaceae. Bases 410 to 1672 code for a protein of 420 amino acids. Gene Ontology annotation, molecular function: transcription coactivator activity.
AAGAAACAGAAGGAAAAGAAGCGAGGAAGAGGAACACUAGUAGCAGCGAGCUAUACACAGAAAGCAAAACUCAAUACAUAAAUCAGCAACGAAUUUGUUUUUUUGUUUUUUGUUUUUUUUUUAAAAGGGGAAAAUAGAGAGAGAGAGAGAGAGAGAGAGAGAGAGAGAGAGGAGCCAUAACUGAAGCUUCGAAGAUUCGGAAGCAGCAAGUGAGGUUCGAGAUUUCUAUGCAAAUUCCUGAACUGCGCUGAGAGCUUUUGGUAGUUGAUUUGUGUUCAACGGUAUGGGAGAGAGGGAGUUUUGGGUUCUUUGUAAACAGAAAUAACUGCAGUUUGGGUCAAAUUGAGGUUACAGGUGGGUGGGUUGUUUUCUGAUUUAUUGGGCGGUGUAUGAAUCUGUCUGUUGAGAAAUGCAACCCCAGCAGAGCUCAAGAAUUGAUUUGGGUGAAUUAAAAGCACAAAUUGUAAAGAGGAUUGGAGCUGAUAAGUCAAAACGGUAUUUUAGUUACUUGAACAGAUUUCUCAGUCAGAAGCUGAGCAAGACUGAAUUUGAUAAGUUGUGUUAUCGGGUACUGGGGAGGGAGAAUCUUCCAUUACACAACUAUUUUAUAAAGUCAAUUUUGAAGAAUGCCUGCCAAGCCAAGACCCCACCACCAGUCCGGUCAUCAGGUCCUCCAAAAUCAGGAGCGUAUGUCACUAAUGUAUCUCCUGGUAGAGAAGAUGGACAUGAACAGAGUGUUGCCAACAUCCAAAAUCAAAAUGCAUCAUCCAUUUGGUCAAAUGGAGUUUUGCCAAUGUCCCCACGUAAGUUAAGGUCUGGAAUGCGUGAUCGGAAGCUUAAAGAUAGACCAAGCCCACUUGGACCAAAUGGGAAAGUUGAUUCGGUUGCUCAUCAAUCCACAGCUUCAGAAGACAGUGGUAGUAAGGUUGACAUGGAGAAUGGAACUAUUACUCUAUGUGAUUAUCAGAGACCAAUACAGCAUCUUCAAGCAGUUGCUGAGCUACCUGAGAAUGGUAUGGGGGAUGCUAUUGAGAGACCUGCAGAAAAACCAAGAAUACAUGGCAAAGGGCCAACCGAAAUAUCAAUUGUUGAAGAUGGGGAAGAGGUAGAACAGUUAAACCGCUUCAAUUUCUCCAGAAGUCCCCUGAUAGCACCACUUGGGGUUCCUUACUGCUCUGCAAGUGUUGGUGGGGCCCGCAAAGCAUUGCCGGUGAGUAGCACUAGUGAUUUUGUUAGGUGUUGUGACAAUGGUAAGUUAUCUGAUACAGAUACAUUGAGAAGGCGCGUGGAGCAGAUUGCUACAGUACAGGGCCUUGGAGGAGGUGUUUCUAUGGAAUGUGCGAAUAUGUUGAAUAAUGGGUUAGAUGUGUACUUAAAACGGUUGAUCAGUUCUUGUGUUGAUUUAGUGGGAGCUAGGUCUGCAAAUGAGCCGAGGAAGCUCCCUGCCUCAAAACAGCAGAUUCAGGGGAAGAUCAUUAAUGGCAUGUGGCCAAAUAAUCAUUUACAUGUGCAGAGUGCUGGUGGGCUGGCAGAACCUGAGCCUGAACACAGACCACUGUUCUCGGUAUCUUUGCAUGAUUUUAAAGUUGCUAUGGAGCUAAAUCCCCAGCAACUUGGAGAAGAUUGGCCAGUACUGUUGGAGAAGAUUUCUAUGCGAUCCUUUGAGGAAUAACACAUGUAUGAAGAAAUUUUUUUCCUAAGCAAAGAUUGGGUCUGUUUCUUCUGGUUCUGAUAGCUCGGCAAUGGUUGUUGAUCAUCAGCUCACGUAGCUCUGUUCUUUUUGCCAGGAUGAACCACAUGACCCCUACAUGGAGAACUUCUGGCCCUUCCAGGAUCAAAUACUGGUUUUGAGCUUCAAAAUGUCUUACCUCUGCUAUUUGAAGAGCUAGAAUGGAUCAGAAAUUAUUUAACUGCAACCAAGGGUACUAUCAAAUGAAGCCCAGGAUUGGUUGCACUGUUGUACGUUUAGCAUUUAUGUUGGCUGUAUUUGCCAUUACUGGAGAUGUCAGAGCUUUUGUUUGCUUUACAGCCAAUUACUAAGAACUAAGAAGACUCAAAAGUUUUGCAGGGAUACUACUGUGUAGCUGGGAUUGAGGAACUGUGACAUAAGAGCUGAAGGGUUGCUCUGUAUGUAUUUUUAGAAUAUGAGGAUUGAUUGAAUUCAAUAGUAAUAACACGUCAACAUCUAUUGAAAUUUUCUUGAGGAGUUCAGUUCUAUGGUUGAACGUCAUGGCACCAAAUUUCUCCAAUACCUAGUGUUUUUUUGUUUUCUUGUUUAUUCAUCAUAUAGCUCUGUAAAU